AUGAAGCCUAUCACGUUCGAAUCGAUCCGGAAUCUGCUGAAGACGAAAAAGAAACAGAAGGAUAAGUCCAGCAUCGACCAGAGCUUCAAGCGCAGUGACUCGUUUAAGCGCAUCAGCAUCCGGAAGAGCUACCUCGAGCGGGGUCGUAAGCGCAAUGCGGCGGCCGUACUCCGUGGCUCGACCAAGAACCUGGUCAACAUCAACGAGUUCGAGGAUCAGGCAAAGGUGGUCCGGAACCCGACGGACAAGUCGAAAACGAACGCCAGUGAGCCUGCCGUGCCGGACUAUGUCCAGGGUGGUCACGAGGACGCAGGCUUGAACGCCAGUGGUUCGUCGUCGAUUCCCAAGCGACUGUUGGGGUCGUCCCUUACGCCGGAGCUAUCGUUCGAGGAGAAGCUCGAGUCGAACGAUGCGUCGCUUGACGAAAAGAUCCGUGCGUUACAGGAGAUCAACGAUCGGUACAUCAACGAAAACCGCGACUUGAUUGAGAAGACGUACGAGGUCUCGCGAAACGUGGAGAAAGUGAAGAUUAAGAAACCGCCCAGACCAUCUAAACAGUUCCAGCAGCAGCAGCAGCAGCAGCAGCAGCAGCAACAACAAUCGUCCCAGUUGCUGGAAGUUCCCAAGAAAUCCCGCGAAAACGAAGUACAAAGCAGUGAUCUCAGUGGUAAGCCAGUAGCGGCAAAGAACGUUUCGCACGUCAACAUCAAUGUCAGCUCGGACGCUAUUCCCGAGGAGGACGAGGCGCACGAAGGCAGUGUGCGCGGUAAGUCGGUCGAUGAUACGGCGGACGACAAGUCGUUCUACAGCAUUAGCACGUUCACGAUCGAAAGCAACAAUACGCUAACGAACACCGGGCACCACAACAACACUAAUGCAUCGUCGAAGAAGUCGUUCCGGGGUAGUUUCACCAAUGGGACGGGUAAAACGGCCACCGCCACGACCACGACGGAACUCCCGACCCUUGUCACGAUCCGGACGUACUGCGAACCGAACGCUUUGAUGCAAUCGACGACCCACGUCAACGAGCGAUACCUGGAGACGAGUUUUGAUAGCUGCCCCGAAGAGUCCGUUGUGGCGGGCAGGAGGGACGGAAGUCUGAAGCAGCCACUUUUGCGCGUUUCAAAGGACGCACCGAAAAGUCCCUCGUUGGACGGUGAUGUCGCCGAACGGCAGAGGAGUCCCUCGCGGAUCCCGCGCAUAAACACGCAGACGUUCAAGAUGAUCCGCAGCAAAUCGCGCGAUGGGAUCGUGAUACGCAUUCCAGCGAUGGACGAUGGUCAGGAGGGGGACGGACGGGAACAAUCGGGGGCAAAAUCGGACACCGAUAAUCUCAAUCGACAGUUGAGUAACGAUUCGGCGCUGGAUUUGAUCGACGUUGACAUUAAGGUGGACGAGAAGGAUCUGCUGCAUACGGUGGAGCUGAAGAACCAAAAGAACAAGUACCGCAAGAAGGCAAAAAAGGCGUCCGUGUCGAGCAAGACGGGCACACUGGAUGGAGACGCGACGAGCACCUUCAAGAGCCACGAAAACUUCGACCUACAGCGUACACCCAAAGGGGUGUCGGAGGGUGGUGGUACUCCCAACGCCAACGGCAUCCCGGAGCCAAAGUUUAUCUUCCCGAGUAAUUAUUUCGAGGAGGAGAACAACAUCUUCUACGAUCAGACGCUGUACGAUGAAGCGGAGCUUCCGUCACCGGAGAACAGCAUUCCGUACGCGCUGCGCAUUAAGGAGAAUCCGUUCACGAAGAACAAGGAAUUCUACUCGAUCAACACCGGCCGCAUCUGGAAGCAACUGAACCUCGGACAGCAGGAGGAGGACCUCUCCAUCCUAUCAACGCCCGGGCCACGGUUAGUGCCGCCGCCAAAGGUGAAGAAUGAAUCGUUCAAAUCGAUGUCUUCCCGCGAUUCCGGCUUUAGCCUUACGCUAACCAAGCCGAAGAAUCUCUUCCGCCGGAAGUCGAAGAAGGCAACCCUGUUGCAGCGCCGUAAACCACCGAAACUGGCCGUAAGCCGUGACGGUUACUUCAAGCGGGUAAUGGUGGUGCAGCGAAACUCCUCGAAGCGCAAGAAGUCGAUCCGCAAGCAGCGCGUCCCCGGGCGAGAUAUCUUCCGCGAGCUGUACGAUGAGAACUGGAGCAAGCUUGGGGACGGGUUCGGGGAUGAAGUGAGUGCGGCCGCAUCGGCAGCGGUAGCUGAUAGCACCCUGGAACCCGAGGCACCCGAUUUUGCGCGGGACUUUGAAAACUUUUGCAACGAUCGCCGGUACAACCAAGAGAUACACGAUCUGGAGGCAUUCUAUGAGGAGCACCUGAAGCGCCUGCGCCAUUACUAUAUCCAGAAGAAAAAGAUGAACGAGGCAGCUAUUAAGGAAUUCUAUCGGGACUAUGGCGCUGGUCGGGCGGCUGGAUCGGGUGAUGCUGCCGCACCAGGAACGGUCGCGGUUACUUCCGGUCCGGAGGUGGAUGAAGAGAACGACUACUACGAUACGUUUAUUGUGACGAAGAACGAAACGAUACGGUUCAAGAAUAACGCCCUCCAGCAGCGGUACUUUCAGCAAACGGACGCCGGUUUGGAGUUUGUGUUUCCCCAUCCGGACAAGCGCAAAGGUAGCUCCGCCUUACCGGGCGGGAAGUCUGGUCGGAAGCAGCUUUUCCACGAGGUUCGCCCAUACGGAAGCCCUCUGGAAUCACUGAACGGAGGUUCGUCCGCACUUGGGCACUACACCGAGGAAGAGUUCCUUCGGGCAGAACCGUCCCUAGCGGCAAAGGCCAUCGUCACCAGGUAUAAGGAACCAGUGAUGUCGUCAAUGGCGGCCUUUAAAAGGUCCAUUUCUGCUCCAUUCGGUGAUAGCAACUUCCAGCUAACGGCCCCUGGGGACGAGCUGAAGCGCAUUCGAUCCGUUGGUGCGAUCCAGAAUGAAAUCUCACUAGCCAGUAUCUUUCCGUCGGUGAAUGGGGAUAAGGCUAGCGAUCGUCAUAAGUACCUCGGUAAGGAAGCGCUUGCGGAUGACGACGAGGAUGAUGACGACGAUGAGAUCGAGGAUCACGACGAGGGCGAUGACGAUGACGACGAUGGGGAGUUCAGCGAGAACGAGUUCCUGAUCAACAGUCUUGGGGACAAUCUGUACUGCGUGCGGUGCGACAAAAUGAACAGUGACUGUGAGUGCUUCGAAGAGUCGGGUGAUCGGGCGAUGGUACCAAGCGCACGGAAGAACUCUGGCGAACCGCUGGCCAGUAGUAGACUGAACUGUAAGGGAGCGAAAAGGGUGCUGGGUCCAAACGGUGAGGAGGAUGAUGAAGACGAUGACGACGGCCAGAAUGAUGAGAACUACUGUGAUGUGUUCGAUUACAAUGAUAUCAGCAUCAUUCAUGUGAACCACAAGAAGAAAGUGAAGCGAAAAAAGUCCAAAAAGCGCACCGUCCGGAAGAAUCAUUCCACGCUGAGGCGCGGCAGCUACUGGGGUGACAUCACUCAAAAAGGAUACGAAAAGAAACGAACAAGACUCUUGCAGCCAUAUUUGUCCAAAAAUGUGCAGCAUGGCGGUGGAGGAGGUGGUGGAGGUGGAGGUGGUAGCGGCAAUCCCGGCUAUGUCAACGACAUCCAGUCGCAUCUGCAUCAUCCGGCGUCGCAGCAAAAGCAGAACAUCUUCUCCUCCUCCGGUAGUGGUGGUGGUGGUGGAGGUAGUAGUGGUGGUGGCGGAGGAGGAGGAGGUGGUAGUGGUAGUAGUAGGGAGAGGAGUGGCCAUCACCAUUCUUCGUCGUCGUCCCACCAGCAGCAGCGGGAUCAGCGUGAGCAACAACAGCUGCAGCAGAACCGAUCCCGGCGCAGCACCCAGCGGAAGGUGACGCACAACGAGAAGCGCUACCACUCAGAAGUACGCCAGGAGGCGGUACAGCAGGCACUAGCUGCAUUAAAGAAUCGCCCCAAACCUAGCUUACCAAUGCCCUCCAAACGCAGCUCCGUGCUUAACCGUAGCCCCGAGCGCGACCAUGACGAUUCAGACUCCAGUACGGAAGAUGAAUCCAUACCGGAGGAAGGUAUGCUGGGAAGGAUAUCGACCCCGGACCGGGACAACUACAAUCUGCCUCGUGAUCACAUACUCACACGGGAACCGAUGAAGUUGCCCUCCUCCCGGGAUCACCACCAUCACUCACAACCGCAGCCAUUGCCCCCGCCGCAGCAACAGAAGCAAUCGUCGCAGCACGGCAUUGAGCGCCGACCACCACAGACAAUUCCGACGCAGCCGAACAGCACACAGCACGCAACGCUGUCCGACACGUCGUCGGCCGGGUCGCCGCCGGCCGUACACCGCAACAACCACCAGUACCAGAACAAACCCGGCUACGAUCUGACCGAUCUGAGCGACUUCCAGCCGCAGCAACGGACACCGUAUGCCGCGCCAGACAUCACACAGUUCAGCGCGAACACCAGGCGCGGUGCGGACCGGGUGACGCGCUAUGUGAAUCUGGCGAACCAGGAACCAGGCGAUACGAGUACGGCCGGCCGGUGGAAGGUGUCCGCGAAGAUACAGCAGCUGCUCAACACGCUCAAGCGACCGAAGCGACGCCCACUGCCUGAGUUCUACGAGGACAACGAUAUCGAGCUUGAGAUCGCGGCUAACCCGAAGGAUCCGAACGCACCCAAGCCCGAGGGCAGUCUGAUGACACCGGUGCAAGGGGAACAGCUGAUCGUGCCAUCCGGGUUACCGCGUACACUCGAGGCAGCCCUGCAGCGGUACGGCACGAGCUCCUUCAAGGCUCCGAUGGCAACGGUGCUCGAUCCGAACGGAAAGAUGACGACCACGCUCACCUACGGGAAGCUGCUGUCGCGCGCACAAAAGAUCGCCUACGCUCUCUCGACGAAGGUCUUCAGCAAAGGACCGGAACAAGUAUCUCUUAAACCGGGCGAUCGCGUAGCGCUGGUCUACCCAAACAGUGAUCCGUUAAAUUUCCUCACAGCCUGGUAUGGUUGUAUGUUCCGUGGGCUCGUGCCGCUACCAAUUGAGCUGCCACUGUCCAGCUCGGACUCGCCACCCCAGCAGGUCGGUUUUCUGCUAAGCUCGUGCGGCGUCCAUGUGGCGCUCACUUCCGAGGCCUGCCUGAAGGGACUGCCGAAGUCAUCCACCGGCGAGGUGGCCAAGUUGAAGGGCUGGCCCCGAUUGCACUGGUUCGUGACGGAGCACCUGCCCAAGGUGCCGAAGGAUUUCAACACCAGCAACAACCGCAUCAGCGAGGACUCGAACGCGUACAUCGAGUACACGACCGACAAGGAUGGAAGCGUGAUGGGCGUGACAGUGUCACGCCAGGCUAUGAUAAAUCACUGCCGUGCGCUAACGAUGGCCUGCCACUACACCGAGGGCGAGACGAUCGUCUGCGUGCUCGAUUUUAAGCGCGAGGUCGGUCUAUGGCACAGUAUCCUCACGUCCGUACUGAACGGCAUGCACGUUCUGUUCAUUCCGUACGCGCUCAUGAAGCUUCGGCCAUCCUCCUGGAUGCAGCUCAUCACCAAGUAUCGCGCCUCGUGCUGCCUUGUGAAGAGUCGGGAUCUACACUGGGGUCUGCUGGCCACCAAGGAUCACAAGGAGAUUUCACUUUCGUCGCUGCGGAUGCUGCUGGUGGCGGACGGCGCAAAUCCGUGGUCACUGUCCAGUUGCGAUCAGUUCCUGAGUGUGUUCCAAUCGAAGGGACUCCGGCCGGAUGCAAUCUGUCCGUGUGCGAGCAGCUCGGAGGUGUUUACGGUUUCGUUGCGCCGACCGGGACGGUCCGCUGUUGGAGGCUACAAUCAGUCGGCCACGGGCCGCGGCGUUCUGUCAAUGUCCGCACUAUCGCAUGGCGUUGUCCGAGUUGAUAGUGAGGAUUCGCUUACUUCACUUACACUCCAGGACUGUGGUCAAGUUAUGCCGAGUGCUACGAUGGUUGUCGUCAGUGCCGAAGGAUCACCGGUGCUGUGCAAAACGGAUCAGGUCGGCGAAAUCUGCGUCACUUCCGGAUCUAGCGGAACUGCCUACUACGGUUUGGAGGGCAUGACAAACUCCACCUUCAAGGUGCAACCCCUUCUCGAGGCGCCCGUCACGAAGGACGGCGAAACGAUCCCCGGGAAGCCGAUCGGGGAAGAAACAUACGUACGCAGCGGUCUACUCGGUUUCCUCGGUCCGGGUGGGCUCGUGUUCGUUUGUGGCUCCCGGGACGGCCUAAUGACGGUGACUGGCCGGAAGCACAACUCCGACGAUAUCAUCGCGACGGUGCUGGCCGUCGAACCGAUGCGCUUCAUUUACCGCGGCCGCAUCGCCGUGUUUAGCAUAAAGGUGCUGCGGGACGAGCGGGUGUGCGUCAUCGCCGAGCAGCGCCCGGACUGCUCGGAGGAAGAAUCAUUCCAGUGGAUGUCGCGAGUGCUGCAGGCGGUCGAUUCGAUCCAUCAGGUCGGCAUCUACUGCCUGGCGCUGGUGCCUCCGAACCAUCUGCCCAAAACUCCGCUCGGUGGCAUCCACCUGACCGAGGCCCGGCGGCGAUUCCUCGAAGGUUCGCUGCAUCCGGCCAACGUGCUCAUGUGCCCGCACACCUGCGUCACCAACCUUCCGAAACCCCGCGAAAUGCACCACGGCUCUAUCCAACAACUUCAAAUUUCCGGAACGUCGUCUUCGUCCUCCGCCUCGAAUCUUCUCGGCGUCGGAACGGGUGGAACCGCGGGUUCUACGGUGGGCGUCGUCGGCGGUGCAGAUGCCUCCGUUGGUCCGGCAUCCGUCAUGGUCGGUAAUUUGGUGCAGGGCAAUCGGCUUGCAUCUGCCCAGGGUCGCGAUAUCGGUCUGGCCGAUGACAAUGAGCGUAAGCAUCAACUGAUCACGGGAGUCCUGCGAUGGCGUGCCAACUCGUCGCCCGACCAUGUCCUCUACACUCUGCUCAACGCGAAGGGUGCGGUCGCGAAAACGCUCACCUGCUCCGAGCUGCACAAACGGGCGGAAAAGAUUGCCGCCCUGCUGCAGGAACGGGGCAAGGUGAAUCCGGGUGAUCACGUUGCGCUGAUCUUCCCGCCCGGAUUGGAUCUGAUCUGCGCGUUCUACGGAUGUCUGUACCUUGGCGCAGUUCCGGUUACCAUUCGGCCACCGCAUCCGCAGAAUCUCAUCACCACCCUGCCCACCGUGCGCAUGAUCGUGGACGUAUCCAAGAGUGGUAUCAUCCUUUCGAUCCAGAGCAUUAUCAAGCUGCUCAAAUCACGUGAGGCCGCAACGUCAAUCGACCCCAAGAGCUGGCCUACCAUACUGGACAUCGAGGACAAUCCGAAGCGCAAGCUGGCUGCCAUCGCCAACAGCACGUUGGAUUCGACGGCCUACCUGGACUUCAGUGUUUCCACCUGUGGUCGCCUAAGUGGCGUCAUAAUAACGCAUCGAUCCUUGUCGAGUCUUUGUGCCAGUCUGAAGCUUGCCUGUGAGCUCUACCCUAGUCGCCAUGUGGCACUCUGCCUUGAUCCGUACUGUGGCCUUGGCUUCUCCAUGUGGACCCUGAUCAGCGUCUACAGUGGCCAUCAUUCGAUUCUGAUCGCUCCGUACGAGGUGGAAGCCAAUCCUAGUCUUUGGCUGAGCACACUGUCGCAGUAUCGCGUGCGGGACACGUUCUGCUCGUACGGCGUCAUCGAGCUGUGCACCAAGGCCCUCAGCAACUCCAUCCAGGCGCUGAAGCAGCGUAACAUCAACCUCGGCUGCGUGCGGACGUGUGUCGUCGUGGCGGAGGAGCGCCCGCGCGUACAGCUCACGCAGCAGUUCUGCAAACUGUUCCAGGCGCUUGGCCUCAACACGCGCUGCGUAUCGACGUCGUUCGGGUGUCGCGUCAAUCCGGCCAUCUGUGUGCAGGGUGCCAGCUCGGCCGAAAGUGCCCAAGUGUACGUGGACCUGCGGGCGCUGCGGAACAAUCGGGUCGCUCUGGUCGAGCGGGGUGCACCAAAUUCGCUGUGUCUAGUCGAAUCGGGCAAGCUGCUGCCGGGCGUAAAGGUGAUCAUCGCCAACCCGGACUCGAAGGGACAGUGUGGAGAUUCGCAUCUGGGAGAGAUUUGGGUUCAAUCACCGCACAACUCGAAUGGUUACUUCACGAUCUACGGCGACGAGACGGACUACAACGACCAUUUCAACGCUAAACUAGUGACCGGCUGUUCGACCAGCGAUAUCUGGGCCCGGACAGGCUACCUAGGCUUCUUGCGCCGCACCGAGUGCUCGCAGGCGGGCUCGAUCCUGGACGAAACUACCCCGAGCAUAGCUAGUCGCGAUUCGGAUACCGAAUCAAUCCAUUCACAGGGUCACAAUACGCUCAACUCGACGACAAGCUCGAACGCGGCCACUCCGGCAACGACGGCGGUCGUCGGAGGCAGUGAGCAGGAGCUGCACGAUGCGGUGUACGUGGUCGGUGCACUGGAUGAGGUGAUUACGUUGCGUGGCAUGAACUACCAUCCGAUCGACAUUGAGAACUCGGUGUUGCGCUGCCACAAGAAGAUCGCCGAGUGUGCCGUCUUCACCUGGACCAACCUGCUUGUGGUCGUGGUCGAGCUGGACGGGAACGAGUCGGAAGCGCUCGAUCUGGUGCCGCUGGUGACAAACACGGUGCUGGAAGAGCAUCAACUCAUCGUCGGCGUGGUCGUUGUCGUCGAUCCCGGCGUUGUUCCCAUCAACAGCCGCGGUGAGAAGCAACGGAUGCAUCUGCGCGAUGGUUUCCUCGCCGACCAACUGGACCCGAUUUACGUUGCCUACAACAUGUAAAGCACAACUAGCAGCAGCAGCAGCGUAACCAAUAAUGCCAACCAAACUGCCUCGUUGUCGGAUGCCUACCGCCCACUCGCCCCGCAGCAUUGUUGUCGCACUGGACUCUGUACACUGGACAUACACAUUCGUCGACCGGUUGUUGAAAUUUGCGAGCGGUUGCGAGGUGCUUAUAUUGUCCCACAAUUGUGACGAAAACACGGAAAAGGAAACGUAACUGUUUACAAGGAGAUUGCUAAGAGGAAAAGCAGUGGGCGCGCUCACAGAACAUUGACGACAUUUCUCUUCUUUUCCGCGCUGGUGCAGAUGCGCAAACACAAAGGGAAAAUUAUCCAGAAAUGUCUAAAGCGAGAGCGAUAAAGAGCAGGGAAGAAAACUCACUUUGAAGCAUACGCAAACAAAAACGCACAUAAUAAUUUGUAGUAGUUGCAAUUAGAAACUAAAUUCCAUUGAAUUGUUGUUGUGCGGUUAUGUCGGGGGAAAAGGGAUGCGAACAUUAAUUUGUAUUCCCCAAACGAAGCAUGAGAAUGAAUGAGAAGCUGUAUAGAGAAGGCAACCUUUGCCAUAUCGAUGAAAAAUUUCUCUGCCGACAGGGCCGGGAAGAAUUCCAAUUCCCAACCUACGCAAUGUAGUGGUAGAACGAUAAAGCUAUUCGAAACAUCAAAUGGGCAGCGUGAAGCGACCACACUCUAAUCUUCCUUUGGAAAACAAAUCAUUUAAUCAAUCAUCAUCAAGCGAUUAGAAGCGGCAUUCAUUAGCAAUUUCGAUAAGACCUCCAAAAUGCCGCUGGUAUUUAUCUAAUCUAUUUCCCUUUUUUAUAGAAAGCGUUGUACAUUUGGUUCACGGUUGGUGUGAUUUAGGUUGAGGUUUCAUUUUAAAUUAAAAAACAGUUUUUGAACAAAUGGCGAACGAUUGCGACAGAAUAGUAAAAGUCACACUAAAGCUUUCCAUCGUUUGUCCUUCCGUUUUAGGUUGUAUCGACACGGUUUCUUUUUGGAAGAUUACGAUUAUAUACGACCUCUGUACAUACUACUUAACGUAAAGAAAAGGCAAAAGGAUAAAAAGGGAAGCAAACCGGAGAAUGGAGCUAAAUUCGCUCUAACGCGUGAAAGUGAAAAAGGAAAAACACUAUUUAAAGUAAACAGAAAUCAAUUUGCUCUUGUCCGCAAGAAGCGCCAAGCCGGUUUUGCGAACGAGGCGAGGGAUUAGUUAUUCUCGUAUUAUCGAAGUGUAUAACGUAUACUUAGUACAGUAGCGGCACACAAACGGACGCCCUCAAAGUAAGAGGAUUUUUUUUCACAUGAUAACAAUACACAGACGUACUUUCCUUCCUCGUUCUUCGAUUCUGCCCUGCUCUGCAACUUCCUUCGACGUACAUGUAGGUUUACGAGUGUUUUUUGUGGUAGUUACAAUAAUAUAACUUCCUUUGUGAUUUACUAAGAUGUAGCAAGUUGACAAGCAGCGGAUGUUGGAUAUAUAAACGACGAAAGCGUAAAGAGAAUGAAAUACAUGAACUAGAAAACCCCUUUCCGACCUUUUCUUACAACUGCGACAACGGUUACGAUUGGGCUUUGUGGGGAAAUAUAAAUAUUUAAAAAGCAUCCUAAAACUCCAUUUCUUCCUCCAUAUAGACUUAUAUUAACCAUCCUAUUGAUUCCGCCAAUUGGUUGAUAUGAGAAAGCCACUAUUGAACGGCUGAUUUAGUGACACGAAGCGGAUAAAAAUAAGUGACUUUUUUCCAAAUAAUUAUUGCGGAAAAACUUCCCUACCCUUCCCAACGAGCUCUCUUGCUGUUUAACAGUAUUUUUUAUCCAUUCACGAUCGGUCCCGUUUUAACUAAGCUUAAGUCACUGUGUUCGCGUUCGGUAGGUGCAAGGUUGAGCGAUAUGUAAGACAACUAGGGUGGUAAAAUUCUUUCGGUUUUGAUGAGAUGACCGAAUAGAAUGAAGAAAAAAAUCGAUAGCAUUAGGACAUAAGCUUGCUAACAGGUAAAAUACAACCGUGCGAUGGUUUUGAUUAUGUUUCCUUCUCUUUAUUGCAUUCAAUAUGCUUUUGUUUUCUAGUCUGCUUCACUUUUCACAUAGUUCAUGUGGUGACGAUGUAAAAAAGGGCUACAUUUUAAAUGUUCUUCUUCCAUGAUUCGGGGAGCUAAAGCGCUUCUU
Molecule: messenger RNA, 10904 nt
Organism: Anopheles coustani
Lineage: Eukaryota; Metazoa; Arthropoda; Insecta; Diptera; Culicidae
Gene: DIP2
Product: disco-interacting protein 2
Exons: 22
Coding region: 1-8742 (2913 amino acids)
Source: RefSeq, a predicted model, not a curated record